Molecule: messenger RNA, 600 nt
Organism: Saxophila tyrrhenica
Lineage: Eukaryota; Fungi; Ascomycota; Dothideomycetes; Mycosphaerellales; Extremaceae
Exons: 2
Coding region: 1-600 (199 amino acids)
Molecular function (GO): catalytic activity
Source: RefSeq, a predicted model, not a curated record
AUGCCUGCUCAGAGUACGCGACUGUCAGACGAAGGCCGCAACCGUCUUACUCCUAUGGCACAAGCCACCAAAACCCUGGAGGACGAGCGGCACGAACACUACAUGCGCCUCGCCCUCUCCGAAGCGCGCAAGAGCCCACCCAAGCCGACCAACUUCUGCGUAGGCGCUUGCUCGGUGGCCUCCGGUUUACAAAACACUGAAGGAGACUUGCUCGCCACCGGCUACACCCUCGAGUGUGAGGGCAACACACACGCCGAGCAAUCCUGCUUCAUCAAGCUCGCUGCUCUAUACGGCUGUAAGGAGGAAGAUUUAGGCGAACAUCUGCCGGAGGGCGCAGUGCUGUAUACUACCAUGGAGCCUUGCAAUAAGCGUUCGGUUGGGAACACGCCGUGCGUUGAUCGGAUCCUGGGGCUGAGAAGGAGAGAUGGAAGGCAAGCGAUUGAGAAGGUGUAUGUGGGUGUCAGCGAGCCGGAGAAGUUCGUGGGUGUCAAUGAGGGGCGAAAGAGGCUUGAGGAGGCAGGUAUUGCGGUUGUCCAUGUUCCCGGCUUUGAGGAAGAGAUACUGUCUGUUGCGACUGCUGGACACGACAAGUCGGACUAA